UGACAUGUGAACAUGUGACUUGUCAGCUGCACAGACCUUAAUUGUAAUAGGCUUGUUAAAAUCCAGGUGAUCAUUUCAUUGACCUGUUUUAUCCUAUCCCUCUAAUCAUCUGUUGGGCUCGCACCAAACGCACUAACUCUUUUAGGACCUGACCGGAAUUCCCAGCAACCUCGUUAGCUUCCCACCUACACUAGUGGAAAUGGCUAGUUGUGAAAGAGGAUACCAAAUGACCCUUUCUUGGGUACCUUAUCGGGGUGGACCACUCCCAGAUAGAGCCAUUGAAGCUGGAGAUGGUGUCUACGUGUGCAGAGCGAAACAUGAGGGAGAAAUGAUCCCCGGCAAGUUCGUCAGUUGCUACAACACUGCCUACACUGCCUACGGAGGAAUCGAGCAUAAAAAACAGCACUUUGAAUUUCUUUGCGAUUCAGCAGUUGGUGACAUUCAAUCGCACCAAUGGAAACCGGAUAGCGAUGGAAAGACUCAUCACCAUACGGUGGUCGGUGGAAUCACUGUGAACGGACGUCCAUCAUACAUCGCAAGGACAAGCAUCGAUGGAGAAAUCGUGGUGGGCAGAGUCCUUGAAGAGCACGGGUGCGCCUCUUUCCCGUACGGGGGUCGAGAAGUUCGGAAAAGGCACUACGAAGUACUGAUUUGGGAGAAGUAG
Molecule: messenger RNA, 664 nt
Organism: Dicrocoelium dendriticum
Lineage: Eukaryota; Metazoa; Platyhelminthes; Trematoda; Plagiorchiida; Dicrocoeliidae
Source: the annotation of a GenBank genome assembly